AGUCACUGAAACAUUCCAAACUCAAAAUACUUCCUGCAACUGAGCAUAACUUACUCAGUCUGCGGUCUCUCAGCCAGUUAGUUCGUUCGCACCAAUCCAACUACAAUGUCAUCCCCAAGACCAACACGGCACAGAGCUUUUGUCACUCCUGGCUACUUCGAGGGUUAUUUAGAGAAACUAGAAUCUAAGAACAAGAAAUACAAGAAGUACUGGGCUGUGCUAAGAGGGAACCAUCUUUAUUUCCAGGUGACAUGCCGGGAUCCAAUGUAUAUUGAGAAAAUCAAUCUUGAUGACUUUGUAGCUGUAGUGAGUGAGGACAGCCGUGACACAGAUCUGCAAGCAACCAACUUAACACUGAAGCUGAAGCAAGGAGAUGUUAAAUUAAAGACAGAUAGCCUGGAGAGCCGAGAGCAGUGGAAAGGCUUUAUUCACACGGUUGCAAAGCUGGAGAUUCCCAAACUGGAUCUCCUUCCCGGACAGUUUCAUAGACUUAAGGAGGUACUGGAGGAAGAGAUAAAACAACGCAGGAAGUCGACACCUCCACCACUCCCAGCACGACCAGUAACUCCAGACCCUGUUCAAGAUGUCUAUGAUGAUGUGGAAAACCUGCCCAGUUGCUAUUAUAAGAUCUCACGGGUUGAGGCUGAGGUAAUGUUGGAGAAAAACGUGGAGAAUGGAAACUUCUUAAUGAGACCAGGCAGUGAUAAGAAGAGCAUCGCAAUUACAACACGGCAAAUGUUCAAACACAAACCACUUGUAAAGCAUUACCGGAUCCGCUGUGCAGAAAAUGGAUAUGUAAUUGAAGUCGAGGGUGGAAUCUUGUGCAGCAGUAAGCAGGAAGUAAUCAAUUAUUUUGUUCAACACACCAAUGGAGUUUUGAAGCCUUUGGAAAGAUCAAUGGACUACGAAGUCAAUAUGAGUUUUGUGCAGGAAGAUGCUGAGAGUGGUGAAGUGAUCCAUCAGAAGCCCCUAAAAGCACCAACCAACACAUCAGCCCCAGCAGUGAAUGAAGAGAAACCAAGUCGAAAGAUUCCUGAAAUAGCAGAACCAGAAGCAGAGUACUUCAAUGAUUAUGAAAUUGAGAAGCUGAAUCAAGUCAAAGUACAACCAGUACACAAGGAGGCACUAAUGCCACCGUAUCUAAAACCUCAGACACAGACAGACUCUUCCCGCUUCAGUACUCUCCUUGGAUUAACACCAGCUUUAUCCAGAGGUGCACUAAUGCCACCACGUUCAAAAUUAGACACACAGGCAGAGCCUUCCGGCUUCUGUACUCUUCCGAGAUUAACACCACCAGCCAUUGUCAAUAGUGAGCUCCAGUUAAAGUUGCAGCGGAGAAGGGCAGCAAUGAAUGAUAUUCUUCCCAAUCCACCUCUCAGUGAUCCAAAGAAGCAGUGAAGCAUGGAAAUGAGAUUUGGGUAGAAUGAAGUUUAAACAUGUAGCACCUGGACAUUGCAAUGUGUGAGGUGUCAUUGAGUUCUCUUUUGGAUAAUAUCAAACUAAACCUCUUCACAAAGUGUAUAAUCACAAAGUGAUUCCGAUACCUUCAUGAACUUUGGUAACUGUCAUUGCUGCAUUUCCUAUUUUAUGGCAGUUAAGUAAAAUGUUUAAUCAUACAACCUGGAUUGUACUGUGAAGCGCAACAAUGGGAUGAUUGUGUUGCUGUUCUUUUACACUUAGUUGAACAAGAUACAAACAUUAAAUUUUGAUGGUGAGAUUGUAGACGCUUGUGCCAAUUCUUUGCAGAACCUACCUGAGUUUAAUUCAGGCUCAUACUUUGAUGUAGAUAGGUUAGUAAUCAUGAUGGUGUAUUUACCAGAGAAUUUGAGACUCUCUCAGACUGCGAUAGAUGAGUUGAAGUUAAAACGAGCUUUGUGGGCCCACCUUGCUAUCUUAAUUUAGUGUGAAUUUCACUGUUCAACUGGCAUAUGUGGUCAACUUUUAAGAUAGACGAGGGAUGUGGUAGUGGUCCUUAUGUGUGAGAUAUCUAAAAGUAGCAUGCAAAUCAAUAAUGAAAAGUUAAUAGAUUCGAUGACUUUUCUCAUUCUCUUGUAUCUUGUCAGUGGGAAAUGAAAAGUGUACACAAACUGGAAUAGAUUGGUGGAAGGGAGAAAAAUCUCACUUAAAGGUGAAGGAUGAGCAGUGAAAGAAUGGGUUUCGCCACUAGAGUGCAGCUCCUUCUUAACACCAAUGCUUGCAUCAUGUUAAAAGGUUGUUGUGCAGGAGUACAUGUGGACAGUAAUGUUUGCUUUAUAACAAAGCUGAGCUAAGUAACCAGCAGUGCUGUGAAAAUCGACCUCGAAAUGUUUUUAAACAUUGUAUACACUUUAUGUUAAGCACUUUUAUAGGAUUUAAUAUGAAUUUUGAAUGUAUUCAAAUAGGUUGAAAUUAUAUUUAGUAGAUCACAACAUAGAACAGACUUAUUUUGUUUUUUCACAAGUUUCCCCCAAUCCCCGGGACACAAUGCAGUGACUCUUGUUAAAAAUGGUUUCAAGUGUGUUGAUACCCAACCCUCACAUUCAGUGGCUAUUGUUUAUCUGUGAUCUUUAACAGUAUCACUGGAUUUUUUCAGGUGGAGAACAUUAAAGAACUACCUGGACCCAUCUUUAACUAAUAAAAUCUAGUCCUGUCUUCAUCCAGACUUGUAGCAUUAACAUUAUAAUUACUAAGAAUCCUCCAUAAUUGUUCUGCCCUAAGUCCAGGAGCAUUGAGACUAAAUAUAUCGAACCUCUAUUGUUGUCCUGGCUGAAUUGAGUGACCACUGUGCAAAUCAUUGAACCUCUGGCCUAUAUGACUUACUUACAAUCCACAAAUUGUCAUUUAUAGGGAGCAGGAUGGAGCAUCUGUAGUUAACACUAUAAAAGCAAAUGUUUCUGUAUACAUUUAUGGAUUGCACUAUUCUGUAUUUAAUUGUAACUAUUUUGCAAAUUGUUAACGGAGUGAAAAUAAAAU
Hemiscyllium ocellatum (epaulette shark) is the source of this 2952-nucleotide messenger RNA. RefSeq names its product signal-transducing adaptor protein 1-like. Gene Ontology annotation, molecular function: signaling adaptor activity. The record is from RefSeq and is a predicted model, not a curated record. Lineage: Eukaryota; Metazoa; Chordata; Chondrichthyes; Orectolobiformes; Hemiscylliidae. The coding region runs from base 106 to 1398 and encodes 430 amino acids. The transcript has 14 exons.